This is a messenger RNA of Rasamsonia emersonii CBS 393.64, 567 nucleotides long. RefSeq lists its product as uncharacterized. The record is from RefSeq and is a predicted model, not a curated record. Lineage: Eukaryota; Fungi; Ascomycota; Eurotiomycetes; Eurotiales; Trichocomaceae. Bases 1 to 567 code for a protein of 188 amino acids. The transcript has 3 exons.
AUGAAGGUGCACCAUGGACGUGGCCCUCGAAAGUACUACGAGCCAAAGGACCGCGAACUCGACAUUCAUGUUCUGGAGUCUACUGCAUACCGGCGACUAAAGCAGCACGGUUUAUGUGACCGGGGACUGGUCCCCCAAUUCUAUGGAACCAUCGAAAAAAUAGAUCCGUGGUGUUAUCAACCAGAUCUGAAAGACUUCCUUGAGGAUAUAUAUCCUCCCAGCGCAAUUCUUCUGGAAUACAUCCCAGAUCUUGAGAUGAUCCAACUGCAGAACUACACGAAUAAACGGAUGGAUAACUUGAUUGAGGGUCUCAAAGAGCUGCACAAGGCGCUUAUCCGACAUGGGGAUCCUAAGCCGAGAAAUAUGAUGGUGGUCAAGAAUGACCCUGAAAGAGUGAUUUGGAUAGACUUUGAUAGAGCUGAGACCUAUGACCAAGACCAAAUGACCCAGAAGCAAAAGGCUCUCAUAAAAGAGGAAGAGGAGAUAGUUAUCAGCUUCAAGGACUGCUUAGAGGCUGAUUACGCAAAGGGAAAGCUUGAAGAAGCUUAUAUCUUUUACUGUACUUAA